Messenger RNA from Vigna unguiculata (cowpea), 3318 nucleotides. RefSeq names its product BSD domain-containing protein. NCBI's taxonomy places the organism in Eukaryota, Viridiplantae, Streptophyta, Magnoliopsida, Fabales, Fabaceae. The record is from RefSeq and is a predicted model, not a curated record.
UGUUAAUAUUUGCAAACAUGCUUUGUAAUGCCAAAUUCGGAACUAUUACUUCAAUCACAGCCUCGAUCUUCGGCGGUGCAGUUUCUUCCCAUGUAACAACUCUUCAAAACUGCAACUCUCUCUACUGUAAGAGAUGGAUUGGCUUAGAAGCAGCCUUUCUAUGAGUUCAAGGAAUAGCAAAACCCCAAAUACCCAAACACAGUCUAACUCCAAACUGCAGCAUCAACAACAAGAAGAAAGCGUAUAUGGGAUUACCGAGGAACUCAUCAACCACGUCAAGUCCUUCACCGUUGACACCUUUAAGAAUUUCCCUCUCAAAGAUGAAGAUGAAGGCAGUUAUUGGGAAGAAACUCAAUCCUCUUCAACCAAAGUUCGAAAGGAUCUCUCCGAUUGGCAAGAGAGACAUGCAAUCCUCGUUCUAUCAAGAGUCAAGGAAAUAUCUCAAUUGAGAUAUGCACUGUGUCCACGCCAUUUGAAGGAAAAUCAAUUCUGGAAAAUUUACUUUAAGCUCACCAGAAGCCAUGUUCUCGAAUAUGAGCUUCGCCACAUAAAACAGGAGAAACUGAAGCGGAUGGCAAUGGAAGAUGAGAAAUCUUCAGUUAACAACUCGUAUGAAGUUGAAAUGGCAGAGGCAAAGGAUAUCAGCUUUGUUGAGCCUUUACCACCCUCUGAAUGAAAACUCUGAUAUUUGUUGAUGGAAUGAAUAGAACAGCAAGUUGAACCGAUGAUCAAAGUGCACAAAUUGCAGAGAUUUGUUGUCAAUCCUGUUAUUCUUGUGCGGUUUCUUACUGAAGAUGAUCGUGCAGCAGGCAGUGAGAAUCCGGCGUACUGCACUUGGGAACAGCAAGAUCAGGUCCUAUCCUGGCUUCAAUCGACUCUUUCUUCUUCAAUCUUGUUUCAAUUGAUCGGUUGUGUUCAUUCGUAUGAAGUUUGGUAACAAUUUCAUGAGUACUUUCAAAAACAGACGUGUGCAAAAGCUAGACAGUUGAGAACAGAGCUUUGCACUACAUCCUUGAGCAAAAAUCAAUGUCUGAGUUUCUUCUUCACAUUAUGUGGCUGGUUGACGCUCUCAACACUUGCGGUCAUCCUAUUUUACCUCGCGAACACCUAGAUGCAAUUUUUGAAGGUUUACCAGAAGAUUAUGCUUCGGUUAUAUCUGUUAUCGAAAGCAAGUUUAAUCCUCUUCCGAUAAAUGAAGUUGAGGCAUUCCUUCUUGUGCAUGAGUCACGUUUACCAAAGUUUCGAAAGACGUUACUCGAAUCUUCUUCGAUUAACAUUGCUCAAGAUGGAUCUAGUUACAAUUCCAAGUUUGCUUGAAAUUUGGCCAUACCACAACUGUGUGUCAUUAUCGAUAUGAUUCUAACUAUCAACCUAACUCAACGUUGAGCCUUCAGGAGCUUGUGUUUUUUAAUUCUUCAAGCAUAUCAAAUGUUCGACAAAAUGUGUCACAGACCAAAAAUUCUGUUCCAAGUGCCAUGUUCCUUAACUCUGAGAAUCAGAAUCCGAACCAUACUACGUGGAUUCCUGACUCUAGUGCUUCGUUUCAUGUUACGGGAGAGUCUCAAAAUAUUCAGCAGUUGGAGUCCUUUUAAGGUCCAAAUCAGAUUUACAUAGGCAAUGGCCAAGGUCUCCCUAUCCCGUCAUCAAGUUUCACACAGAUCUGUUCGCCUUUGAAUUCCAGCUUUCCUCUUGCUCUUAACAAGUUGUUGCAUGUUCCCUCUGUUACCUAGAAUUUGAUUAGUGUCAGUAAAUUUUCUAAAGACAAUCAUGUCUUCUUUGAAUUUCAUCGUAAUCCUUGUUGUUAAAUCACAGGCCACUCAUGAGGUCUUGCUUCAUGGUUCCUUGGGUCCUGAUGGUCUCUAUGUCUUUCCACAAUUACAGCCUUCCCAAUCUGCUUCUAUGUCUAUUCUAUGUCUCCAAAUAUUGCUAACAAUAAAAGUGUUGAUCCAAGUUUUUCUGUUGUAAAUCCAGGGCCAUCUGGGUUGCUCCUGGUUCUCAAACUUUGUUGGGGUGAGCUUAGACCUCUUUCUUCAUACUGUCAGACUCAUGGUAUUGUUCACAAGCUCAUUUGCCCUCAUAUACAUCAUCAAAAUGGUGUUGUUGAGAGGAAGCAUAGACAUAUUGUUGAGUUAGGAAUGACUCUUCUUAAGCAGACCUCUCUUCCAACCAAGUUUUGGGACUUUUCUUUUUAAACCUUUAUUUAAUCAACAGACCGCCCACGUCCUCUUUACAGUUUCAAACCUAUGACAGCAUACUACAAACUCAGUAAACACGGGACAAAUUAUUUUCAUGACCCUUCUCUUUAUAGGUUACGUCUCUGCUUGAUGGUUCUCUUGUUUUGACUCAAAGCAAGUAUAUCAGAUAUCUCUUACAGAAGACUAAAAUGGAUGAAGCCCAAUCUGUUUCGUCACCUAUGACAGCAUACUACAAACUCAGUAAACAUGGGACAAAUUAUUUUCAUGACCCUUCUCUUUAUUGGUUCGUUGUUGUGCCCUAUGGUAUGUAACAGUGACUCGCCUCGAAUUGAGCUAUGCUGUCAAUAGAGUGUGUCAAUUUAUGGCUACUCAGUUGGAUUCACAUUGGGUUGCUAUCAAGCAUAUAUUGCGAUACUUAAAAGGCUCUGUCCAUCAUGGUUUACAUAUUCCAACAACUUCUUCGAAACCGUUUUUCAUCAAGGUGUGAUUCUGAUUGGGCCUUUGAUCUUGAUGAUCGACAUUCUACAUCAGGGCAGCAGUCUAUUUUGGUCCCAAUCUCAUUUCUUGGUGGUUGAAGAAACAAACUGUCAUUGCUAGGUCCUCAUCUGAAGCAUAAUAUCGCUAUUUAGAAAGUGUUGCAGCUGAAAUUAACUGGAUCCAAACUCUUCUUGCUGAAUUAGUUGUUUCCUCUACAGUGCCAGCAUUAUAUUGUGAUAAUUAGAGUGCGGUUGCGGUCACUCACAAUCCUGUUUUACAUUUUACACAUGGAAAUUGAUGUCUUCUUUGUCAAGGAAAAAGUCUUAACUCAGCAGCUUCAGGUUUAUCUUAUGCCCGCAAGAAAUCAAUGGGCUGAUGCUUUAACUAAGCCUGUUUCUCCUAGGCGAUUUCUGUUUUUAUGUUCCAAACUCAAUGUUGUUGAUUCAAUUAGUAAUUCAACCCAUUGAGUUUAUGGGGGAUAUUAGUAUAGAGCCAGCUGUAAAUCUUUAUACAGCUGUCAAUCUGUUAGGCUUGAUUAGUAUACAUCUGUUAAUCUGUUAGAAUUGUUUUGGAUAAAUACAUGUUAACAUUCUGCUGUAAACAUUUUUAGUUGAAACUAUUCAAUAUAUUCAGUUUCUUUUGUUAA